Phoenix dactylifera (date palm) is the source of this 3245-nucleotide messenger RNA. Lineage: Eukaryota; Viridiplantae; Streptophyta; Magnoliopsida; Arecales; Arecaceae. The record is from RefSeq and is a predicted model, not a curated record.
UGUACUUUUAAUAAUCCUUAUCAGAGAGUCAUGAAUGAAGUUAUUCAUCGCAUCAAUGAUUAACAGAGGGGAGGGUAAAUCUCUCCCCUUUGUUUCUUUUUUAUUCUAUUUGUGUCUUGAAUUUCUCUUCUUUACUCUCCAUACCUCUCGAUUCAAACACUCUAUAAAGAAGGAGGAGGAAGCUAUAUAAGAUGUCGCAGGAGGAAGCUUUAGCCCCGACCGAACCUUUAGCAAUAAGAAAAAAUUGUAUGUCUCCUUCCGCCGCCUUGACCUCCUUUCGUUUUCCAUGCCCUGGAUUUCCGUUUCCCCUUGCCCUCCACCCUCGGCGGCCGCCGCCCGAAUCGCUAGCCGGAGGACCGCCGAACUAUUCCCAACCCGCUGCCGCCCGCCACCCCCCAUCACUCCCUCCACCGCGAACUCCUAUCCGGAAUCCUCCUCCUCCGACACCAAGCUCUCCACCUUCUGCGCCGCCGUCGCCGAGUUCUCCAAACGCCCCCAAGGUCUCCUCCCCCCUCCUGGCGUCGGACCCCGUCGCUCCCUCCCCGCCUCCUACAACGUCUUGAUGAAGUCCUUCUCCCGCUGCGGCGACGCCGACGAGGUCCUCCGCCUCUUCCGCGAGCUCCAGCUCUUCCGCCCGACUCGCAACGCUCUCUGCUACAACACCCUCAUCAACUCCCUCGUCGUCGCCAACCGCCACGCCGAGGCCGAGGCCGCCUUCGAGGAGAUGGUCUCGUCCGGAAUCGCCCCGACCACUUCCUCCUAUACAAUUCUCAUAAAGUCGCGAUCUUUACACCCCUCUCUCAUCGAUUCAGCUUAUGAUAUCAUCCAAUCCAUGGUUCGAUCCGGCCGACACCCCGACAGAGUCACCUACUUGACCCUGAUCGCCGGCCUCUGCCGCGCCGGGAGGAUUGAGGAAGCGUGGGGUGUUUUGGAUCAGAUGCUUGAAGCAAGGUUGCUGCCGACUGUUGAAGCUUAUACUUGUAUCGUUCAUGGGUAUUGCUCGGCGGGAAGGAUCGAAGAAGCCAAGAGGUUGAUGGGCACUAUGGAAACCCUUGGCUGUCGGCCGGACGUGGUGACUUACAGCGUGUUGGUCGAGGCCCUAUGCAGAACUGCCGAAUUCGAUGAGGUGGAGAAGAUCUUGAGGGAGAGUGCGUCCAUGGGCUGGAAACCAAAUGCAAUCACCUACAAUAUCUAUAUGAAUGGGCUUUGUAAAGUAGGCAAGGUUGAUGAAGCAUUCCAACUGUUCGAAGUUAUGCGGCAGAGUGGGUUGUGCCCAGAUGCAAUCACUUUGAACAUCCUUUUUGAUUGCCUUUGUCGGGACUCCAAGGUUUGGGAGGCCAAGAGCUUGUUGGAGAGGAAUGCUGAAUUGGAAUGGGAUGUCGACAUCUUCUUCUACAACACUUUGAUGAGUAGGCUGUGUGAGAUCGGUGAAUGGAUCAGUGUUCUAAAGCUCUUGACCGAUAUGGUGAAGAAGGGGGUCGGACCGGAUGCUUGUACAUUUACCAUCGUGAUUCGAAGCCUUUGCAGAGCUGGGAAGCUUCGUAAAGCAAAAUGCAUUAUGAGCAGCAGGGGAUUUGUUGCUGAUGUUGUGGCUUAUAACACUUUGCUUCAUGGGUUUUACAUGGCAGGAGAAUUCAGUGAAGUCCGGCGUCUUUAUGCGAACAUGGUGGUGGAGGAUAUUGUUCCCAAUAAGUUCACGUAUAGUAUCAUGAUUGAUAGUUUUUGCCAAGAAGGAAAAUUUUUGGAAGCUAUUGAUUUUCUUCUUGGAUCCCUCAAAGAUGGGUUCUUAUCUGUUCUGGUUGUUCGUCUAAAUAAUUGGUUGAUUAAGGGAGGGAAGCUGAGAGAGAUACUAAAACUGCUCGAAGAAAUUACAGAACGAGGAUCGGUUCCAGACGUGUGUAUAUUCAAUGCGCUGAUAAGUGCAUUUUGCAGGGAGGGAUACUGUCAGAGUGUAGACGUAUAUAAAGUUUGUCUCAUUCUCGACAAAAUGCUUGGAGUCAAAUAAGUUAUCUCAAGAUGAUGCGAUUUGUCUGAUCAAUAGUCUGAAUCUUUCUGGAGAGCAUGGGCUUAAGUAAGGUAAGCGUGCGAGCGUGCGUGCGUGCGAGCCAGCCAGCCAGCCAUUCUGAAUUGUUCGACUUUCGCUUACAGAUAUACAAGAAGUUCAGCCAACAAUUUAAAGUUAAAAUGAGUGUCGAAUACUUUGCGAAGGAAAUUCUUGUUGAGGACAAACAAGAAAGGAAGGGUUUCAUAUUCUUGGCGUCAAAUUCUACAGGGGAACGCAUGGCUGGUUAUUGGAAUCCAGCACCAAUGUUUUUGGGUCAUUUGACAAUAGACACUCUUGAAAACGGGCACAGGAAUUUCUUCACCAGGGAUCUUUCUUCAUAUAUCUUCUUUGGUCUGAUGUCUAUAUGGAUGCGAUGGAUCAUGAUCACAGUAUGCGAUGGCAUUGAUUUUACUUGAGAAGAAAGUGAUGCAUGGUUGGUAUGUUGAUCUGAAGCUUGGGUGACCUUGUCGGCAUUGGCUGCCGAUCUCUUCUCUCUCGCAUUCAUGCAGACUUAUUAUGCCAUCCUUGGCAAUCAUUACGAGUAGAUGGUGCAAUUACUUUAUUAUUAUUAUUUGGAAGAUGUUCUAGCACAUGGUGCGAUUAUUUUAUUAUUAUUAUCUGCUGAAUCUUUGUAGAGUGCUGAAUGGGUAGAUGUUCUUCCUUAGGUUACCAAGAUAUAAGUACCUGGUGAUUUCUCGUUAGACACGCAUUCAGGAUGUUUACAACGUCUUCCAGUUGGUUGGUCUAUAGAUUUGCUUAGUUAGUUUUCUUGUUUUAUUUAAGUGUAAUUUUUGUGCUUAAGUUUCAUUUUCUAGAAACUAAUGUUGUUAUGAGGUUUAAAAUGGUCAAAAGGUGCUGUUCAUUUGCAAUUUCUGGUCGUAUUUCUUGUUUGGAGUAGCUAAUGAUGCGGCACGCGGAUGAAUUCAAAGAGGAGGUUUUGAUAUAUCUUUUUUUAGUCCAAAUAAAAGCUCCCUAACAAGCCACGGCGAAUAACAUCGUCACCUUUUUCCCGCAAUAAUCAGAUUUGCAUCUAACGAGAACAGCUUCACUCUUACAACCCUGGAAAACACAAUGAGUAAAAAUAGUAUAACGAAAGGUAUUCCAAAAAAAAGAGCUAUGACUUUAAUACAAGUUGUCCAUACAGAAUAUCAAAGAAUGAUGUUCUCACACCACCCUUAAAAAAUAAUAAUAAUAAUAAAAA